Messenger RNA from Rattus rattus (black rat), 3821 nucleotides. RefSeq names its product proteoglycan 4 (gene Prg4). Gene Ontology annotation, molecular function: polysaccharide binding; scavenger receptor activity. Gene Ontology annotation, biological process: immune response. The record is from RefSeq and is a predicted model, not a curated record. Lineage: Eukaryota; Metazoa; Chordata; Mammalia; Rodentia; Muridae.
AUGGGGUGGAAAAUACUUCCCAUCUGCUUGUCGAUGCUGCUUCCUGUUUUCCUGAUUCAACAAGUUUCAUCUCAAGAUAUAUCAAGCUGUGCAGGGAGAUGUGGGGAAGGGUAUUCUAGAGACGCCACCUGCAACUGUGAUUAUAACUGCCAACACUACAUGGAGUGCUGUCCUGAUUUCAAGAGAGUCUGCACUACAGAGCUCUCCUGCAAAGGACGCUGCUUCGAGUCCUUCGCACGAGGGAGGGAGUGUGACUGUGACUCCCAGUGUAAACAGUACGGCAAAUGCUGUGCAGACUACGACAGCUUCUGCGAAGAAGUGCAUAAUCCCACAUCACCACCUCCAAAGACUGCACCCCCGCCUCCAGGAGCGUCUCGCACCAUCAAAUCAACCACCAAACGUUCACCCAAAUCACCAAAAAAGAAGACUAAGAAAGUUGUAGAGUCUGAGGAAAUAACAGAAGAACAUUCUGUUUCUGAAAAUCAAGAGUCCUCCUCCUCCUCCUCUUCCUCCUCUUCAACUAUUCGGAAAAUCAAGUCUUCCAAAAAUUCAGCUAAUAGAGAAUUACAGAAGAACCCAAAAGUAAAAGAUAACAAGAAAAACACCCCGAAAAAGAAACCUAAUCCAGAACCACCAGUCCUGGAUGAAGCUGGAAGUGGUCUGGACAAUGGUGAGCCCAAGCUUACCCCACCUCCUGACCCUCCUACUCCACACAACAAAGUCACCGCAUCUCCCAAGACUACAGCGGCAAAACCAGUAACUCCUAAACCCAGUCUUGCACCUAAUUCUGAGACGUCCAAAGAGGCAUCUUCAACUUCCAAUAAAGAGACAACAGUUGAAACAAAGGAGACCACUGAAACAAAUAAACAGUCUUCCGCCAGUAAAACAGAGAAGACUACUUCAGCUAAAGAGACACGGAGUGCAGAGAAAACAUCUGCUAAAGACGUUGAACCCACAUCCACAACUCCCAAGAACUCAGCUCCCACUACUACCAAGAAGCCUGUAACUACAACCAAGGAACCUGUUCCUACCACUACCAAGGGGCCUGAACCCACCUCCAAGGAGCCAGCUCCCACCACCCCUAAGGAGCCUGAACCCACCACUCCCAAAGAACCAGCUCCCACCACCAAGAAGCCUGAACCUACCACACCUAAGGAGCCAGCUCCCACCACCCCCAAGAAGCCAGCUCUAACCCCUAAGGAGCCCACCCCCAAGGAGCCAGCUCCCACCACCCCCAAGGAGCCAGCUCCCACCACCCCUAAGGAGCCAGCUCCUACCACCCCUAAGGAGCCAGCUCCCACCACCAAGGAGCCAGCUCCUACCACCCCCAAGGAGCCAGCUCCCACCACCCCUAAGGAGCCAGCUCCCACCACCCCUAAGGAGCCAGCUCCCACCACCCCCAAGGAGCCAGCUCCUACCACCCCCAAGGAGCCUGAACCCACCACCCCCAGGCCAGCUCCUGCCACCCCUAAGGAGCCAGCUCCACCACCCCAAGGAGCCAGCUCCACCACCCCUAAGGAGCCAGCUCCCACUACCCCUAAGGAGCCAGCUCCCACUACCCCUAAGGAGCCAGCUCCUACCACCCCUAAGGAGCCAGCUCCCACCACCCCCCACCACCCCCAAGGAGCCAGCUCCUACCACCCCUGCCCCAAGGAGCCAGCUCCUACCACCCCCAAGGAGCCAGCUCCUACCACCCCUAAGGAGCCAGCUCCUACCACCCCUAAGGAGCCAGCUCCUACCACCCCUAAGGAGCCAGCUCCCACUACCCCUAAGGAGCCAGCUCCCACUACCCCUAAGGAGCCAGCUCCCACCACCCCUAAGGAGCCAGCUCCUACCACCCCUAAGGGCCUGGAAUCCACCACCCCCAGGGCCAGCUCCACCACCCCUAAAGGGGCCAGCUCCCCUACCCCUGGGGCCAGCUCCCUCACCCCUAAGGAGCCAGCUCCCACUACCCCCUAAGGGCCAGCUCCCACCACCCCCCAAGGGCCAGCUCCUACCACCCCCAAGGAGCCUGAACCCACCACCCCCAAGGAGCCAGUUCCUACCACCCCCAAAGAACCAGCUCCUACCACUCCCAAAGAGCCUGCACCCACCACCACCAAGAAGCCUGAACUCACCACCCCUAAGGAGCCCACAUCUACUACCCCCAAGGAACCUGAACCCACCCUCCCCGAGGAGCCUGAACUCACCCUCCCUGAGGAGCCUGAACCCAACACAACCCAAACUACAACAACAGUAACCCCUAAGACAACAACAGAGACAACAAUCAUACCGGAAGAGACUACUGAACCAAGUACCACCACUCCAAUAACGUCUACAGCUCAAGAUACCACAUCACCCCGAAUGACUACUCUGAAAGCUACAACUCUUGCAGCCAAAGUAACUGCUCCAACAGAGGAGAUUCAGAGCAAACCAGAAGAGACAACUUUAACAACUCCUGCGUCGGACGGUUCUGACGCUCCUAAGACAACCCUAAAACCUCAGAAACCAACCAAAGCGCCCAAGAAGCCCGCCUCUACCAAAAAGCCAACCAAAGCGCCCAAGAAGCCCGCCUCUACCAAAAAGCCAAAGACACCAAAAGGGAGAAAACCAAAAACCACACCAUCUCCUCUUAAGACUUCAACAAUGUCUGAACAGAAUACCACUCCUCUAGAAGUCACGCUGCCAACCACCACCGUCCCUAAACAAACUCCAAACUCUGAAACAGCUGAAGUGAAUCCAGCUCAUGAAGAUGCAGAUGGAGGUGAAGGAGAAAAACCUCUGAUUCCCAGGCCCCCUGUGCUAUCCCCCACUGCUGUUCCAGGAACCGAUCUCUUGGUUGAGAGACUCAAUCCAGGCAUUAACAUCCAUCCCAUGUUUUCAGAUGAGACCAAUAUAUGCAAUGGUAAGCCAGUGGAUGGACUGACCACUCUGCGCAACGGGACGUUAGUUGCAUUUCGAGGUCAUUAUUUCUGGAUGCUGAACCCAUUCAGACCACCAUCUCCAGCACGCAGAAUCACUGAAGUCUGGGGUAUUCCCUCUCCCAUUGACACGGUUUUUACUAGAUGUAACUGUGAAGGAAAAACUUUCUUCUUUAAGGAUUCUCAGUACUGGCGCUUUACCAACGAUGUAAUGGAUGCUGGGUAUCCUAAACUAAUUGUCAAAGGCUUUGGAGGACUAACAGGGAAGAUAGUGGCUGCUCUUUCAAUAGCCAAGUACAAGGACAGACCUGAAUCUGUGUACUUCUUCAAGAGAGGUGGCAACAUCCAGCAGUACACUUACAAACAGGAACCCGUGAGGAAGUGCACAGGGAGGCAGCCUGCCAUCAACUACUCAGUGUACGGGCAGGCAGCACAGGUCAGGAGGCGCCGCUUUGAGCGUGCUGUCGGACCCUUCCAGACACACACCUUCAGGAUCCAUUACUCGGUGCCCAUCAAAGCCUCUUAUCAAGAUAAAGGCUUCCUCCACAAUGAAGUCAAAGUGAGCACACUGUGGAGAGGGUUCCCAAAUGUUGUUACUUCCGCGAUAACACUGCCCAACAUUAGAAAACCUGACGGCUAUGAUUACUACGCCUUUUCCAAAGAUCAAUACUAUAACAUUGAUGUGCCUACUAGAACAGCGAGAGCAAUCACCACGCGCUCAGGGCAGACCCUCUCCAGAGUCUGGUACAACUGUCCUUAACCUGACUGGCAAAGAAGAAUGAAAUGAAAUGAAGAAAACAGUGAUACCUUUUGACAUUGAAAUACAUUUUAUUAAUAAAGAAUGUUGAAAUGAGCAUACCUAUUUAAAUACAAAACACUUCUCAACUUGACAAUUAUAUUAAAACAGAUUCGCCAAUCUUA